Dentiscutata erythropus is the source of this 585-nucleotide messenger RNA. Lineage: Eukaryota; Fungi; Glomeromycota; Glomeromycetes; Diversisporales; Gigasporaceae. The record is from the annotation of a GenBank genome assembly.
AUGAUUAAGUGGGAUAGAUAUAAUCAACAAUAUUUUAGGAAGGGUAGUGUUGCAAUCGCUUUAAAAAGGUUAAAAGAUUCUCAAAAUAUUGGACCUAGUUUUUUCCAAGAGUUGAUCGCACAUCUUCAUUGCGAAUCGAAUUGUUUUGUUCUUCGUUGUUAUGGAAUAACUCAAGAUCCUGUAACAAAAGAAUAUAUAAUGGUGACUGACUAUGCUACUAAAGGUGAUUUCCGUACAUAUAUGCGAACUGAAUUUCGAGAGCUUAGCUGGGAAAACCAAAUUUCUCUCCUUCAAAGUGUCGCACAUGCUGAAGUUGAAACGAUUUUAAUAGCUUUACGAUGUCGUUCAACUGAAGUAAUUUAUCAUGAUGAAAGAAGUGAUUCAAUGUAUACAGGAGGGUUUAGACACAUUAAUGGAGAAGGCAUGUAUAAUGAUUGUAAUAUACAUAGCCAAGCUAUUUAUGAAAGUAGAUGUUUCAAAGUUACACAACUUUUGAAAGAGAUCGAAAACCUAUCGGUUGAUGAUGGUCUAGAGCAAGAAAAAAAUGAAAUAGAUUCGUUGUUGGCUGAUUUAAAUUUCUCAUAA